Messenger RNA from Rhincodon typus (whale shark), 944 nucleotides. It is a transcript of the gene ucn3l, whose product is annotated as urocortin 3, like. Gene Ontology annotation, molecular function: corticotropin-releasing hormone receptor 2 binding; hormone activity. The record is from RefSeq and is a predicted model, not a curated record. Bases 152 to 598 code for a protein of 148 amino acids. Gene Ontology annotation, biological process: cellular response to nutrient levels; digestion; hormone-mediated signaling pathway. Gene Ontology annotation, cellular component: extracellular region. Lineage: Eukaryota; Metazoa; Chordata; Chondrichthyes; Orectolobiformes; Rhincodontidae. The transcript has 2 exons.
AAGUUGGGGGAAUGCAAGAAAGAAAUCCAGAGGUAAAAUCAAGCGAACGGAGUGACUGACUGUUGGUUCAAUUUUGCAAUUAAUUAACAUUGAAGUUUCACAACUGAACUUUAUUUUCGGGGUUUUAAAUUGGUAUCAUCAAUCGGAUAAAAUGAUGUCUUUCACGAAGCUUGUUUUCCUGUUAACUGUAUGUUGCACUGCAAGAAGCAACUUUGGCUACAGACUAUACAAAAUAAACAAAAAUUAUUCUUGUAACAACGAGCUGCUUUCUGAAGCAAUGAAGGAUGAACCUCAAGAGAACGCCUCACUGAAGGAUGGACAGUUCGCCUACCUACCAACUGAUAUAUCUUCAUUUGCAGAAGAAAAAGAGAAAAGGACAUUGCCAUUUGCUCGAUAUAAGUAUCUCAACCGAACACAAUUGAAAAGAAAAAUGUAUCAGAAUAAUGCAAGGAACAAUCGUCGAACCAAGUUCACUCUGUCCCUAGAUGUGCCCACGAACAUUCUUAAUAUUCUUUUAAACAUUGCAAAAGCUAAAAGCAUGAGAGCAAAGGCAGCAGCAAAUGCUCGUCUGAUGGCACAAAUUGGUCGAAGAAAGUAGAUUUGUAAAUAUUUAAGUUUUAAGAUAUUUCCAUGUCAGCAUGAAACUGCAGUUGUAUGCUUAUGGCCAGAAUUUGUUAUCACUAAAAAAAAUCCAUUUGGCAGGUGACAGGAAAUGUUAGGUCCACUUUAUGAAUCUACAGAGAAUGAGAAAUUACACAGUAACCGGAAAGGUUUUGAUAAAUAUCAUAAACUUUCACCAUAAAAUUAACUCUUUGAUACAGUGGAUUAUUGAAGAGUAAGGUCAGGAAAUCAGGGCUUUUCAGAAAAGUUUGACUUUAUGGAAUUAGUCAAACUUAUUUCUGAAAACAUAUUAAUCAUACAGUAAUGUUAGGCCCUUUCAAUAG